This is a messenger RNA of Salvelinus fontinalis (brook trout), 2085 nucleotides long. RefSeq names its product delta(4)-desaturase, sphingolipid 2 (gene degs2). The record is from RefSeq and is a predicted model, not a curated record. The transcript is spliced from 3 exons. NCBI's taxonomy places the organism in Eukaryota, Metazoa, Chordata, Actinopteri, Salmoniformes, Salmonidae. Gene Ontology annotation, biological process: ceramide biosynthetic process; sphinganine metabolic process. Bases 746 to 1729 code for a protein of 327 amino acids. Gene Ontology annotation, cellular component: membrane. Gene Ontology annotation, molecular function: sphingolipid delta-4 desaturase activity.
ACCGGUACCCCCUGUAUAUAGCCUCGUUAUUGUUAUAUUAUUGUGUUACUUUUUAUAAUUUUUUACUAUUAGUUUAUCUGGUAAAUAUUUUCUUAACUCUUUCUUGAACUGCACUGUUGGUUAAGGGCCUGUAAAGUAACCAUUUCAUGGUAAGGUCUACACAUGUAUUCGGCGCAUGUGACAAAUAAAGUUUGAUUUGAUCUGAUUUGAGGUCACUGUAUUGGGUUGUUUAUGUGUUUGUUUGUGCAAUAAAGGAUUCGUGAAAAUGUAUUAAAAUCAAUGUGUAUAAUCAACUCAUGCAUCUUGUUGAGAUUAAUUUACAAAGUUAUGCAACAAUAUUCUGUUAUAUCUAUAAUUGAAGGAGUUUAAAAUAAAUAAAAGCUAUUAGCCUAAUGUCACAGGCUAUCAUUGAUAUGGAAGGGUUUUGCUGUGGAACCCCUUUAAACACUGAAAACUAAACAUGGGUAGUUAAUAUAACCUUGCCUUUUCCUCAAAGCCUAUGCUUGUAUUCUUUGUAAAUCCUUGCUGUUCUGUGUUUUUGGUUUAUGGGUAUAGAUUAAUAUUGCCUACCGAAUUCGAUCACCUCAGUGUAUUAACGUUUAUUUAAACUUGAAAAACACAGGAAUUACUCGGCUGGGGAGGAGCUUUUUUUGGUCGCACACCUUUCACCUUUACCUUUGAGAGGGUGUGUUUUUAAAGGAGUGUGUGUAGGUGAGGCACGCAUUGCCACUGCGCUCCCGCGUUCAUGAAGAGCAUCGAAAUGGAUAAGACAGGUGAACGGGGAGACUUUGAAUGGGUCUACAGUGAUCAGCCUCAUACUUCACGAAGAAAAGAAAUAUUAGCAAAAUACCCAGAGAUCAAGUCCCUGAUGGGGCCUGACCCCCAGUUGAAGUGGGUGGUGACAGGGAUGGUCCUCACCCAGCUUCUGGCCUGCUACAUGGUCCACGACCUCCCCUGGAAGUGGGUGUUGUUCUGGUCAUACGGCUUCGGCGGCUGCAUCAACCACUCGCUGACCCUCGCCAUUCACGAUAUCUCCCACAACGUUGCGUUCGGCAACAAGCUGGCGCGCCUCAACCGCUGGUUCGCCAUAUGGGCCAACCUCCCCAUCGGACUGCCCUACUCGGCCUCGUUCAAGAAGUACCACAUCGACCACCACCGCUACCUGGGUGGCGACGGCCUAGAUGUGGACAUCCCCACAGGCGCGGAGGGCUGGUUCUUCUGCACACCCCUGCGGAAGGUCCUGUGGCUCUUCCUCCAGCCGUUGUUCUACGCACUGCGCCCUCUAGUGGUGAACCCCAAGCCAGUCUCUAGACUAGAGAUGAUGAAUGCCGCUGUUCAAUUUGCAGUGAACUUUGUGAUAUUCUACCUAUGGGGGCUGAAGCCAAUUGUUUACCUCAUAGCCGGGUCCAUUUUAUGCAUGGGCCUACAUCCCAUCUCUGGACACUUUAUAGCGGAGCACUACAUGUUCCUGAAGGGCCACGAGACAUACUCCUACUAUGGCCCACUGAACUGGAUCACCUUCAAUGUGGGUUACCACAUGGAGCACCAUGACUUCCCCAGUAUACCUGGCAGUAAGCUGCCUCAGGUGAAGAAGAUGGCAGCAGAGUACUACGACUCCCUACCACAGCACACUUCCUGGACCCGGGUGUUGUGGGACUUUGUCUUUGAUGACAGCAUCGGUCCCUACACCAGGAUCAAGCGGGAAUAUAAGCUGGUCAAGCAGGAGUAGGUGCCACAUCAAAACACUUUCCCCAAUAUUCACUGCUACUGAUUGUCAUAGUGAAACAUUGGUUUCAGACAGUGGCACUCCAGGCUCCUUUUCACCUCGUUUUAUCAUGUGAUUUACUUGACAAUAGCACACGUGGGCAGGGAAAAGACAAUGUCAAUAAUUAGGUUUACCAUACUGUGAGUGUGCAGAACAGUGCAGAGAAUGAAACAUUAAAACUUACCUUGCAGGCUGUAUUUCAGUGAGGCUCUGUUUGAUGCUCACCACACAAAAGUUGUUUUUAAUCAAGAAAAUAAAUAGAUAAUAUUGUUAACAAUGUUUCUAACAGAAAUGUAAUUUAAUAAAAAGUUAUGUUAUUA